Exophiala xenobiotica is the source of this 1999-nucleotide messenger RNA. RefSeq lists its product as uncharacterized. Lineage: Eukaryota; Fungi; Ascomycota; Eurotiomycetes; Chaetothyriales; Herpotrichiellaceae. The record is from RefSeq and is a predicted model, not a curated record. The transcript has a single exon. Bases 321 to 1604 code for a protein of 427 amino acids.
CAACUUAUUCAGCGUCCUCCCCCCCAAACAGACUUUCGAACAGGCCUUGGGCCACGAGGCCUAUUACUAACCAGACAUCUCUCUUACACCCUCUUGUCAGCAGUCAAAACAUAAGCGCACGCCUGUUAAAGGCAAGCUGUUCAACGCUAACUCGCAGGCUUUCGACAAGCAAGCUCUAUGAUACCGCGACAUCCAGUUUCGUCUAGGCCAUUUGUUCUAUUCGCUAUGCGCCCAGAAACCGAUCAACAAUGUAAAACCCGUUGAGGCAGCUGAGGUCGUCGAAUGUUCUUCCCAACACGAGAUCACGGUUCUACCGUCCCAUGCCUCCCAGGCAGGAUGGCCCUCCGAAGACGUUUACUUGGAUAACUGGUGAUCCACGCAGCAGACAGAACGUUUCUCAGAUACGUCGUCAUGCUGGACGGAGCUCUGCCGUCAAGACAGCUCUUGCAUCAAGCGCGUUCCUGAAGCAGCCUCCUCCGGCGUCGAGUUCAGCUAUCUCGCCGUACGCGGCGCAAGAUGUUUUCUUUCACAUCGAACCCGACACCACCACAACCACGUCACCACCGGUGCUCCACCCUGCUUUCCGACCAUCAGAAGGACUCAUAUCCUCAACGGCCGCUGUCGUACCUCCUGUCCGCAAAUUGACGAUCGAAGAGCUGGUCAACGCGCCAGAAAAGCCAGGUGUAGAGUCGCAGCGCAAGCCCUCCUCACCUUCUUCAACUUGGGAUGGCGACUUGAUUCAAGAUCAGAGGACUCCAGAUCAGGGCACUACUACAGGACAUCCAUCACUCAAAAAUAAACUCGGUACGACUCGAAGACGCCCUGCCCGACGCGGGACAAAGGCCUCUACAACCCUUUCGACCUCAAAGGCUGUCAUUCGGGCCAACAUCUCCAAGUGUCGCAAACCGGCACCAACCGCAUCUCAGAUAUCAUGGCGCAUAGCCGUAGCCCCCAUUCCGGCGACACUAUCCCACGAUGAAUCCCGCAUUGUACAUAUUCUCCUCCAAGCAUCCGCCAACUACUCGGGCCGCGUCGAAUGUAGCUGGUCGCACACUCUCCAUGUCAGCCCGACCACCCUCGACGAAACAAGCCCAAUCGAGAACUCCAGCGGCAUCACCACGACACCCGCAGCCCUUGUUCCCAUCAAUCGCAUCGACACUGCAUCCGUCCUCCUCAGCCGCAUCCUGCCCCGGUUGCAAUCCCUGCUAGACUCCGAAUACCAGCACCUAUAUCACGCCCUCGCGGGCACCCUCGAUACCUCGAACACCGACCUCAGCCGCCUACGCGCUCUCGGGGACCCUGUCUCCAGUAACUCCCAAGUCACCCUCAGUCCACACCAUCGGAUCAUCUACCUUCUCCUGAUACAGCUCGCGCUCAGCUCGACCUUACGCCUGCGCGAACUUAUCCAGCGCAGGUCCACUCCCCUGCACGAAAACUCAUUCCAUCUAGACUCCGACCAGACCAUAAGCCAGUCGGGUGUCCUCGCCUGUCUCCUCUCGCACUUUAUAAGCAUGUGGGAAGCCACAUAUGGACACAAUACCCUCCUGCCUGUCAACGGGCUGUUGGAAGUCGCAAAAGUCCUCCUCGCGCAGGGCAAGCCAUGACGCUCACACCACGGACGCGGCCACGAUGCAAUGCUCCGUACACUCGCUCUCGAAUACAGUAUCUCUCCCAGUGCACCUUGUCCGCAGUGAUAGUGCACUCUGGGCUCGAAUGUCUGCGCGCGCACACUGGGCCGGCUGUAGCCCUUGCGCAAGAACCACUGCCGUUGACUGAGGUUUACCGCUGUGGAUCGCGUCACAGUUGAGAUAUUCUUGAGUCCUAUAUCUUACUACCGCUUGGCUGGCAUUACAAGUAUACGGUCAAGUAUUCUAGCAUCAGACCACGAUUAUGUUGUAGGCAGUCGAAAGGCAUGAUAUCCGUGGCACAGCUUCCAUUAGGCAUAGUAUUGGAGAGAAAUGCAAGAUACAAAAUGUAUGCAUCAGAUCCGACGAUCCAG